AUGGGUCUUGAAGGAAAGAACGUCUUGGUGACUGGAGCUUCCAUGGGAAUUGGCGAAGCAAUUGCUACUGCAUUGGCUGCCAAAGGUGCUAACUUGGUGCUUUUGUCUCGAUCAGAGAGAAACUUGGCUACGCUUGCAAAUAAGCUCUCGCUAUCCUACUCGAACAUCAAGAUAAUUUACCGUGCUGCUGAUGUGGGUGACUUUGAAUCAGUGGACAAGGCCAUCGCAUCAGCUAUCGAGGCCGUAGGCCAAAUCGACAUCCUUGUCAACAACGCUGGUCUUGCACUCGGUGCCCCCGCCUCAUUUCCGGAACUCAAGAUUCAAGAUAUCAUGACCAUGGCCAACACCAAUGUGAAUGGCAUGAUGUUUGUAACCCACUCUGUGCUUAACAGAUCUAUGAUGACUCGGAAGCCUGGAGAGGGAACCAUCCUGAACAUUACCUCGGUGACCGGCCUAGAGGUGCCCCCCUUUUCUGGAGAAGCAGUGUACCACGCAAGCAAAGCUUUCCAGGAGGCUUUCACCAAUUCCAUCCGAAACGAGUUGGUGAAUACCAACAUUAAAGUCCUAGCGCUACGCCCAGGAGUUGUCGCUACCAACUUCCAUUCGCUGCGCGUUGGUCACGAUAAGGAAAAGUAUGACUCGUUCAUAGAGGGAUACGACCCACUUGUGUCUGAGGAUGUUGCUCAAGCAGCUAUUUACAUGUUGGAUCAGCCGCCUAACAUCUCCAUCAAAGCGUUGGAUGUCGUGCCGACUGCUCAACGAUCACUCACCGUUUUUGACAGGACUUGGGCUGAGCGCGAUCAUUAA
Messenger RNA from Colletotrichum truncatum, 807 nucleotides. Its product is annotated as short chain dehydrogenase reductase family. Gene Ontology annotation, molecular function: oxidoreductase activity. Gene Ontology annotation, cellular component: cytosol. NCBI's taxonomy places the organism in Eukaryota, Fungi, Ascomycota, Sordariomycetes, Glomerellales, Glomerellaceae. The record is from RefSeq and is a predicted model, not a curated record.